CGAAGGUCCGCUGAUAUAAAUCAAUGCGGACGGCGGAUAGAGUGAUUAGGCACGUCAAAUGGCUUUCUUCUGGGUUGGACUUUUCUUGACCCUCGUGCGGCUUUGCGCCGCCCGGGGUCCUUUUCUCAAAUCCCUGAACAACACCUACCACGUCAUCGGAAAUGACCUUUGGAAUAUCACACAAGGUCCGACGUACGGCAAGAAACUCUACUACAAAGGACAGGACCUGAUUGGUGAUGCCGUCGGCCAUUACACCGGUUAUAACGGCGAGAGCAAUCUUGUCUUUACGUCCGCAGAGAUAUUUGCCAAGGGUGAUGACUACAUUGAUGUCCGCUUCAAUGCUACAGAAGGGGAAUUGCACUGGGUUAUUUUUGAUGAUCUGCCCGGCGCCUAUCAGUACUUUGUCAACCGAGCGCUCCCGGUCCUUGGUGUGUUCCGGACUUUGGUGCGAUUGGACAACCAGACCUUCACUCAUGGCCGGACCAACAUCAAAGACGAUGCUUUUCCCGCCCUAGCGGAGAUUCGGGCCGGGACAAAUGUCCAAGAUGAGACGUGGGAAAAAGCGGAUGGCACUUUCAUCACUAAAUAUGACUGGAGUGACUUCAUUCGAAGCAUUGAUUACUAUGGAGUUUAUGGAGAGGGCUUUGGUAGUUGGUACAUCAGGCCUGGCACGGAUUACUUCAACGGUGAUCACCUGAAGCAGGAGCUCAUUGUACACCGGGAAUCCUCCACUGGCGAUACCGUUCAACUCAAUGUCGUUCAUGGCACACACUUCAUGGCCUCGUCUGCCGAUGCCUUUCCCAACGGCAAAAUAUUUGGCCCUUGGCUUUGGUACUUGAACGAUGGGUCCAAGGAGGAUGCUGCUGCACGACAAGAAAAGGAGUUUGCUUCCUGGCCUUAUACCUGGCUCCAAGACGCCGCCUACCAGUCGCGCGUCGAGUCCAUCAGCGGCAAAAUCGUUCUUUCUGACGGACGUCCAGCGGCUGGGGCAGCUGUCUUCCUUGGAGACAACAACCCGAACGAGACAUCGCUGGACCAAGGGCGGUACUACAACUACGCGACGUACGCGGACGACACAGGCGCAUUCACAUUCGAACACGUCAGGACGGGGACGUACGGGCUACAAGCAUGGUCCAACGGCGGCCUGCUCUCCAACGUGACGUCGACGUUCCUCCAAAACGACGUCGUCGUGUCGACAUCCGACAGCACCUCGCUCGACACCCUGACGUGGACCAUUCCCGAAAACCGCAAGCAGAUCUUCCAAGUCGGCGACUUUGACCGCAAAGCCCUGGGCUUCAAGAACGGGGGCUCGGCAUACCAGCACGGGCUCGCGGCGUCCUCGCCCGCCAAUCUCACCUUCACUGUCGGCACCAGCAAGACCGAGGAGUGGUAUUUCGCGCAGUCGGCCAACGGCACCUGGGACAUUGUGUUUGAGGUCGACGAGGUGCCUGCGAGCGGCACGGCGCUCUUGUCCGUCUCGUUGGCGGGCUACUCCAAGGGCGUCAGCUCCAACAUCUAUGUCAAUGGGCUGCAGAACCAGAUUGGCAACUUGACGAAUAACCGUAUCCCCAGUGAUCCGGCGCUCUAUCGCUCUGGGACUACGGCUGGCGAGUGGCAUCUCUAUGAGUUUGAGUUUGAUGGUCCAGAGUUGUUGAAGCAGGGCGAGAAUACGCUCAGUUUUGUCGUGGACCAGACAACGCUUUGGCGUGGGUUUUUGUGGGAUAGUGUUAUAUUGGAGUGGGUUGAUUGAGGGCUUGGUAGGCAUUGUACAUGUCUAGCCGGGUGCUGGAAUCGUUUCUGGUUACCUGGCUUUGAAAUGGCCUGGCUAUUUGCUCGUCCUUGACAUUUGUUCGCUCCUUAACCGUGUAUUCAAUAGAACUGCUGUGCC
This is a messenger RNA of Aplosporella prunicola CBS 121167, 1888 nucleotides long. RefSeq names its product polysaccharide lyase family 4 protein. Lineage: Eukaryota; Fungi; Ascomycota; Dothideomycetes; Botryosphaeriales; Aplosporellaceae. Gene Ontology annotation, biological process: carbohydrate metabolic process. The record is from RefSeq and is a predicted model, not a curated record. The coding region runs from base 59 to 1750 and encodes 563 amino acids. Gene Ontology annotation, molecular function: catalytic activity; carbohydrate binding. The transcript has 4 exons.